CCCACACAACAAACAGACUCUGAAGCAACACAGAGAAAACAGAGGCAAGACUCCCCAAAUUCUCCCACAUCCCCCCUCCAAAUUCCACCAAUGGCGUCCUUUGAUUCCUUCGGCGUCGAAGGCGAACAACCGGUCCUCCCCUCCGCCGCCCACGUUCCUCCGCCGUUCGUCGACGACGAUGACCAGGGCUUCAUGUCCCACCACCACGACCACAAUUCCUCCCACCAUUUCGACGAGUCCUCUGCUGCUGGCUUCUUCUCCGCCUCCUCGCCCCCUCCCCCUCCCCCGCCUCCAGGGUCGCACCCCAUCGCCGGCGAUUCUCCCGACUACAACGGCGGCGGCGGCCUCGAUCCCCAUUCUCAGGAAAUGUACGGUUUCGGGCCCGCGAACCAGAGCACCGAUUACGGAUCUGCGUUCGACGCGAUGGAGAAUGCAAAUGGUGGAGGUGGAGGUGGAGGUGGAGAUGGAGAUGGCGGUAGUGUUUUUGUUUCCGGCGGACCCGUUUUGCCUGAUCAUACUCAGAUGGUGGAGGAAGGGUUCCAACGACGAGAAUGGCGACGUCAGAAUGCAAUCCAUCUGGAGGAGAAGGAGAAAAAGGAGAAAGAAAUGAGGAACCAGAUCAUAAACGAAGCUGAAGAAUACAAACGCCAAUUCUACGAGAAGAGAAACCAAAACUGCGAGACCACCAAAGCACAAAACAGAGAGAGAGAAAAGCUGUAUUGGUCGAACCAGGAGAAGUUCCACAAAGAAGCCGACAAGCAUUACUGGAAAGCCAUAGCUGAGAUCAUCCCACGAGAGGUUCCCAACAUUGAGAAGAGGAGAUCCAAGAAAGAAUCGUCCUCCGACCCGAAAUCGGCCUCGGUGAUUGUGGUUCAAGGACCAAAACCAGGGAAACCCACUGACAUGGUGAGAAUGAGACAGAUCAUCUUCAAGUUGAAGCAGCACCCUCCCGCCCACAUGAUGCCGCCACCUCCCGAGAAGAAGAAAGAAGACGGGAAAAAGGAAGGUGAAAAGGGAGCUGAAGCGACCAAGGAUGGGAAAGAUGGGACUAACAAAGAUGGUGCUGCUAACAAGGAAGAGAAAGACGGGAAGAAGAAUGUGGAUGAGAAGAAAAGCUCUGCCACUGAUGCAAAUAAUAAUGGAGGAGGUGGUGAUGACAGCAAUAAGAAGCAGCCUGGUUCUGAUGGUAAAGAUAACACCGAUAGCAACAAGAGCUCGUCUAGUAACGUUGCUGCUAACCAGUCCAAAACAGAGGACCCUCUUGCUGGAAUUGGUCAGGUUGAGAAACAGGGGACAUCUAACAAGUGAUCGUCUGAUUCAUGGGAAACCCACAUCAGUUCCUUUGAUUCUUUGCUCCAACUUUGGUCUUGUCAUUCUUUGAUUCUUUGUUUUUUAUUUCUUUUUUUAUGUUGUAGCCAUUUCAUUGAGGCAGAAAUAAGGUGGUUACUUAAUUGUUAUAGGCUUAUAGCUCGCUCAACCAGUCAAUAAGAUGGGCUGGUGGAGAGCUGCAAGAGUUGUUCUUUUUUUGGGUUUACCUGAUAAUUAGGGUUUACAUUGGUAUUUGUAGGGCAUCCCUGCCAUUUUUGCUCCUAUUAAUUAAUUAUGCAGCCAAACAUCUCAACACUUAAAUAUAUUAGCUCUAUUCAG
Linum trigynum is the source of this 1647-nucleotide messenger RNA. NCBI's taxonomy places the organism in Eukaryota, Viridiplantae, Streptophyta, Magnoliopsida, Malpighiales, Linaceae. The record is from the annotation of a GenBank genome assembly.